AUGUCUCUGCCUCCACCGCCGGAAGAUCUUGAGACUCGAAAUAUCAUUGACAAACUGGCUAGCUUUGUUGCUCGAAAUGGACAAGAUUUUGAAACGAUGACCAGACAAAAACAACAAAAUAAUCCCAAGUUUCAAUUUCUUAAUGGUGGUGAACACCAUUUGUAUUACCUCUAUAAAAUACAAGCAGAACAGGCUCUUCUCCGACAACAACAGCCACCACCAUCUCAACAGCAGCCGUUUCCAAUGCCGAUGCCAAAUAUGCAUGGUGGAUCGAACCAAGGAAUAAUGCCCUCCAUAAAUUCUAUGAAUAUGAACGUUGGUCAACGUCCACCACAUCCUCACUUUGCGGGUUCAGGACCAAAUCCAGCAUGGCCCCCACCUCGUCUUCCCCUCUUUCAAGGACCACCAUCACAAAUUCCGAUUCCUCCCGGCAUCGCUAUGGAACAAGCAUUUCAACAACAAAUACAAUCAUGUCAAGAACGUAUGCGUCAAAGCGAAACGAAUCUUCUUGCGCAAAAAGAAAUGUUACAGAUUAAUAAAAAAUCGAAGAUUCAGGAGACAAUUCGUGCUGCAAGACAGGCCCGUAUUCAGGCGCAAGCAGCCGAAGCCAAAAUCGAUCUGAAAGAGUUGGAUCGUGUUACAUCAUCUAUUAUCGAAUCGUGUACGAAAGAUAAUAUAACAAGUGGAAAAAAUUUUAUAUUUACUCAUAAUCAGACAAGUCUUCAAACAGAUACAAUUUGCUUAUAUUUGGUUGAUCGUUUACUUUCACCAGAUGCUUCGUUUGAUGCGCGAUUACAUUUAAUUUAUUUAAUCAAUGAUAUUCUGCAUAACUGUGUGCGUAAGGGCUAUGAUGAACUCCGUCUACAUUUGGAAAAGAUUAUUGUGCCAACAUUUUGUUUGGCCGUUGAUCAAGCUGAUGAAGAACGAAAAGGCAAAUUAGUGAAGUUGCUAGAUUUAUGGGAAAAAAACAAAUAUUUUAGAGUUGAAAUAAUGGAAAAAUUACGUGAUAUUAAUCAAGCUCGAAUACAUUAUGAGGAAGCUAUAAAAAUUGAAUAUGCACCAAUCAUAGAUCCUAUCGAAGCAAAUUUCGAAGGAAAAUAUCAUCAGCUUGAGCGACAGCAUCAAGAUUUUAUCCAACACACACAAACUCAACUUGUACAAAUAAGUCAUAUGCAACAGUCACAUCAACAGCAACAACAGUUUGCAUCCUCGCUUCCUCCGCAUAUUCCACAAACACCACAAUUACCUCCGAACAUGUUUCCUCCUCCACCAAACAUGGUUGGGCCAAAUGGAGCUCAACAGUUUGGGCCACAACAAGGGAAUAAUAUUCGAGGUCCACCGUUAAAUAAUCGGAUGUUAUCUCCUUCGAUACCAUCAACAUCUCUACAGCCUCCUCCAUUAAUGUCGUUAAAUCCAUUCAAUGAUAAUGGUCGUGAUUCUUUACCACCUCAGACUUCCUCCAAUGUGAUGAAUCCACAAGGACCCUGUUUACCGCCUAUGCCUAAUCCCAAUCUCAUAUCACAACAAAUGUUCGAACAAGUUCCAUCGUUGAUGUCGAUAAACACUUACCAGCCACCCUCAUCCAACGAUUCAAAUGAUGAAUACAGUUCAAAUGAGAAUAGUCAAGAUGGUUCGUUAUCAAAUAACGUUUCUUCUCAAAUAAGCGAAUUAACGCCUGAGGUACCAUAUUACGAUCUGCCUGCCGGUCUCAUGUGUCCACUAGUCAAAGAUGAUGAUUGUGAUUAUCGAUCGUUAGAUCCUCAUUUAAUACGUUUACCACCACCGCAAGUACCUACCGAAAGAUUAUUAGCUGCUAUUAAUAAUUUUUAUUCAGCCGCAACACAUGAUUCUCCCAGAAAUGCCGAAGGUUGGGAACGCUUAGGACUAUUUGAAUUUUACAAAAUGAAAAAUAAAUAUAAAUAUUCGAAAGAAAGAAUACAGCGAAUUGCAAAAGAACAACAAGAUGCACUGAAACCACCGGGACGACAAAGAAAAUCUGUUUCUUCUACAUCAUCCUCCUCAUCGUCAAGAUCAACGUCAUCUGACUUAUCUGAUGAUCAAGGACAAAAGCGUCGACGAUCGAGAUCUCGUUCGGAAUCCCCACGUGCUCAUCAUCAUCAUCAAACUCAUUCCAUAGUAACUUUGCCGCGACCUAAAUCACGUUCAAAAACCAAAUCUCGAUCAAGAAGUGUUUCUCCUCCAACAUUUACUUCUGCACCCGUCGGAAUAGGAACUAUCAACCCGAAAGCACAACAUCAUCAUACAACGCAAAAAUUAGAUGAAUCAAAUAUUGGGCAUAAAUUAUUGCAAAAAAUGGGUUGGAAAGGUAAAGGAGGAUUGGGCUUGAAAGGGCAAGGAAUUGCCGAACCAAUAGCGGCUGGUGCUGAAGUACGUGAACGAAAUGAAUUAUACAAGGGUAUUGGAGUGGAAGAAGAUCCAUUUGAACAAUUUCGAAAAAAUAAAAGUAAAGGUUAUGUAAAUCGUUUAAUUAGUGCAAGAGCAACGACAACGACAAAAAGAAAACCGAAAGACGGUGAAGAAGAUGAUGAAGAUGAAGAUGAACAACAACAGCAACAAGAAGGAAGUGGUGAUAUAUUUGCAACUACCUGA
Molecule: messenger RNA, 2610 nt
Organism: Didymodactylos carnosus
Lineage: Eukaryota; Metazoa; Rotifera; Eurotatoria; Philodinida; Philodinidae
Source: the annotation of a GenBank genome assembly